Molecule: messenger RNA, 2977 nt
Organism: Dermacentor albipictus
Lineage: Eukaryota; Metazoa; Arthropoda; Arachnida; Ixodida; Ixodidae
Source: RefSeq, a predicted model, not a curated record
UUCAGACGUGCUGCGCAUCGGCUCGGCCAAUUCUCGGCCGUAGCCACGGAUAACUUCACGGUACGCCACCAAAUUUGUUACCAUCUGAUAAAGCAAGUCACCCGGCGCACGUGGACACCGAUUUCAACCAGGUGGGCCGGUUUUCGGCAAUUUUAGAGCAGUUUUUCACCCCGCCACGUGGGCGACGCCGUCCAGCCUGACGGCGACGCCGAUGCCCGGCGGCGUGGAGACUGCUUCCCGAGGCAAUAUGGCCGUCUCUACGCUAACCCAGCGUGGCUACGACCCGGACGCGAUGUCCUGGACGACGGUUCCGACGACUGAGGAGCCCAAUUCUGCGAUUCCUUCGAAUAUUCGAAGCCAAGCUCUCCUCAACGCGGCCGCUCGCCGCUUGCAAGAGAAAGCCAAGAUGGUAGCGCCUGCCGCCGCCCCGGCGUCCGGCAACCCAGCGGGCAAGACGCAGCCUCCUGCCUCGAACGCUGCAGGAAGCAAGGGCAAGGUCUUCACGAAGUGGAAGCCUCGCCCGCUACUAAAACCGAACCCGGAUGACUACGUGAUCGUUGUAAAGCCACGCGAGCAUAUUUCCUUGCAUGAAGCCUUCUCCGAGAAUCGCUACGGGACCGCUUUCACGGCUUACCUCGGGUCCGAGCGGGCAGAGACCGCAUCGAUUCUCCCUUCGAGAGAACAAAAUUUGAUUGUGAUCCAUACCCCGGACCUCGAGACGGCGGACCGAGUGAUAGGGGAUUUUUCCGUCAACACCGAACGCGGAGCGGUCCCGCUCCACGGAUACCUACGGCAAGAUGGCGGAAACGUUUGCCACGGUGUCAUCGUGGUGUGCAACUCGGACACGACGGAGACACUUCAGCAAAAGGUGCGUUGGAGAGCAGGCACCAUUGUUGAAGUGAGAAAAUUUGGCACAUCGAACAAAGCGCGUGUUACCUUCGCCGGAAAGGACAAACCGCGUUUUGUUCACUAUGACAACAUGGUGGUACCCGUCCAACCCUACUACCGUACAAUCCCGGCCUGCGGCAAGUGCGGUGCUGUCGGCCAUAGGAUGGAUGCAUGCCCAAACCUGAGACAGGACACUUGCGGUCUGUGCGGGCAACAGAUUCCACUCGUGGAGGGGGUGCGGGCCCCUCACGAAUGCGUGCCCAAGUGUUCAGUGUGCGGUGGUGGACACGUCACGAACUCCCGCGAGUGCACUGCAAAGUUCCGGAACUCCAAGACAGCCGCCCAAAAGGGCGGCAAGACCAUAACGGCGGUCAAGAAAAAACACCGCCAUCUUGAGCUUCCCGGUGGGCCGCCGCACCGGGACGUCACCAAGACCGGCAAGCCAGCGCCCACUGCCGGAGAAGCCGGGAGGCAAUCUACGGCGCCACCACACGGCGUGGCUGGGGCCUGGGCCGACGCCGUCAAAAAAGGAAAACAGGUGAGCGGCGCGGGCAGGGCUGCUUCCUCGUCCCCUCCCUCUACUCCUCCUGCGGCGCUCAGCGCCGAACAAAACAUGAUCGCGGCUCUCCAGGCGCAAAAUGAGAUGCUGCUAAAGAAAAUUACAGCGCUCGAAGCAAAAAUGACGCAACCCCUCCCUAGCCCCGCAGAAGAAGUAAUGGAAAGUGAGAGAGAAACGCCGGCGGAGGCACCUAGCGCGGUAGCCGCUCUCGAGGCCCGGAUCAACGCCCUCGAGGCCCACCUUUUUAGCCGCGCCUUAAAGGCUGCGGGCAGGGAUCCCCUAGUGAUCGUGGGCGAUUUCAACGCUCCCAGCACACUUUGGGGAUACGCGCGUGAGGAGAAACGUGGACGUAAGCUGGCGGAACUUAUGUCUACGCUGGGCCUUACUCUCCACACCGACCCUGCCCACCCAACUCGCGUGGGUAACUCCGUGACCCGGGACACGUGUCUGGACCUAACCCUCACCAAAAACAUUGAAUAUGUAGACUGGGUCAACACCGAAGAAACCCUCGGUAGCGACCACUGCAUACUCAAUACAACUAUUCGCACCCAUCCAUUGGCAAGACCUUUCGCACAGGCAAAAUUGCCCGAUUGGACCAAAUUCCGACAAACAUACACCAACUCGACCCCCAUUCAGGAGCAAGGGUACCGCGUCUGGUCCCAGCAAUUGGUUUCCACCCUUCGCUCCACGGAAACUCAAAUUCAACUCUCAGAGGCGACCCCGGAGGUGGACAACCACCUCCUUCACCUCUGGGAGGCCCGGCACAGCCUUGUCUGCCGAUGGCGCCGGCAAAAACACAAUCGGAAACUCAAAAUUCGCAUCGCUGAGCUCACCCAACGAGCGGCAGAGUACGCGGCCCAACUCGCUGACUCUAACUGGGUGGACCGGUGCAACACGGCCGCGCGACAAAUGUCCAGCCGGAGUACGUGGCGCCUCUUCCGCGCCCUAAUCGACCCCACCCAAACUCGAGCAGAAGCACAAAAACAUCUCCAACGAGCCAUUCACUGCUUCGAUGGAGACACUUCAAAAUUGGCAUGCAAGCUCCGAGAUCAAUACCUCUGUACUCAGCAGGACCCCCGAGGGCCCGCGUACUCGUAUGCAGGUUCCGAGAACGCGGAGAUGGACCAACCGUUCCAGCUGCACGACCUGAAGCUGGCGAGGGUCGACGGCAUCCAGCACGCGCUGUAUGCCGACGACAUCACCAUCUGGGCUAAACACGGCUCGGUAGGAGAAAUGGAGGCCAACCUGCAGCAAGCGGCGGACAUCGUAGACAACUAUGCCCGUCGAUGCGGCCUUCAGUGCUCCCCGUCCAAAUCUGAAUUUGUGCACAUACGCCCCUCACCAAAGUGCACUACCAAAAUCGACCUCUCCCUUAACAGUGGACCCAUACCCGAACACGACGAGAUCCGAGUACUGGGGCUCUUUAUUCACAAAAAUCGAAAAGCUGACACAACAUUGGCCAAAUUGCGUAAGGUGGGGGACCAGUCGAGUCCUUUACUCGGCUCCAUACCUCCACCUACGCAAAGUUGA